Messenger RNA from Echinococcus granulosus, 1026 nucleotides. Its product is annotated as Prolyl 4-hydroxylase subunit alpha-1. The record is from RefSeq and is a predicted model, not a curated record. NCBI's taxonomy places the organism in Eukaryota, Metazoa, Platyhelminthes, Cestoda, Cyclophyllidea, Taeniidae. Bases 1 to 1026 code for a protein of 341 amino acids. The transcript is spliced from 5 exons.
AUGACAUGUACGAAUGUGACUCCUCUUAUGCUGCUUCUUCAUCUACUCUCGACCACUCCAUUCGGUUGUACUACGAACUCCCCAGACAUUGUCUCUGCGCUUACAAAUAUCGAUCAGGCCGUUGCCGCCGGUAGAAACCUUGCCUCCGAGCUAACCAUUUACGUCAGCGCAGAGGAGACUCGUUUAUCAAAACUACGGUGCUUAAUUCAGCGUCUAGAAAGUGCUGCACAGAUCUAUUCUCCCCCAGAGCAACAAAGUCCCACGCCUUCCCCUUCUUCCUUACCUACUUCAUCUUCCGCUUCACGGGAGGUCACACCCAAUCCAGUAUCCGCCUUUCUUACCAUACUUCAACUUGCAUCCAACUGGACGAGCGAGCUUCACGCCCUCUUUGGCUUGCCGACCAUCAAUAAUACUGAUGACGAGAGCGAGCGAAUUGCGGAGGCUCCAAUGGCAGCCUUCAAAGAAUUUAAUUCAAACAGGGGGCUAUUUCAGCGUCUUAAGUUGUAUGCUGACAUGCUUCCUGAUGACAAUGAUACGUAUAAAAUACCCGCAGUCGAUAUUGCGGAGGGACAUAUUCUGCCCUCGGCACCUUCGCCUCAACUUACUGACCCUACUUCACAAAACGGUGCCUUAAGCAAAGUAUUUUAUGAGAUGGAGUUGAAACGCUAUAAUGGUGAUGAUCCACCGCACAGUGAUGAUGAAAGUCCAAGAGCCGAAGGUUCAGAAGCAGCCAUAUUCGAUAGCCUCUGUAGAACUGCAGACUUACUGUCGCCUCCAGAUCAACACCUCAGCUGUCACUACUUUACACCACAUUCCUUCUUCAUAUUGGGUCCAUUGAAGGGAGAGGUGAUUCAGCUUGAACCACCCAUAUUGCAAUGGCACGACUUCGUGACCCAGAAUGAAGUCGAGCAGAUCAUUAAACUUGCCAGGCCUAAGCUCAAACGAGCGCUAGUUCGGAAUCCUACGGGCGGAGCCCUGGAACCAGUUCCAUAUCGAGUUACGAAAAAGUGUGUUUUUCGCCAAUAA